AUGUUGACAACCACCACAUUUAAAAGGUUCCUUUGUAACACCAAAGUUGUUCUUAAUAAUAUAAAAUCAUCACAUCCACAAAAACCGGUGUCGCGUUUCAAUGCUAAACAUGGCAAACUGUUUUUCCUAAGCAAUUCUAUUGAUUUGCAAUCCUCCUUUACUGCAACCAAAAACCUGGUUAAUCCAACAUAUGUAUCACCAUUAUCUGUCCUAAAAUCCAGUAUUAUAUUACCUUUGUUACCAAAGAAUAAUAUUAGACUAUUUAGCAAUACUAAUUUACAAUCAAGAUCAUGGAACGUGUUCACAGCUUCUAAUCAAAAAUAUAUCAGCUUAAACAGAUUUCAAAGUUAUAGAAACGCCAACGGUAAUAAUUCAAAUAGUACACUAACGUUGACGCUUUUUGGCUUUGUAUUUAUGGGUGUUACAUUUUUUUCAACACCUUACUUAUUUGAAUACGUGCCACUAUUCACAUAUUUCAAAACACAUCCUAAAGAAAUGGUUUAUUCCAUUAUUGGGUUGAAUUUAGCUGUAUUCGGAUUAUGGCAAGUACCAAAAUAUUGGAGAUUUUUACAACGUUAUUUCUUAUUGGAAAAAGAUUUUGUGUAUAGUAAAUGGUCAUUGAUUGGAAGUGCUUUUUCUCAACAAGAGAUGUGGCACUUAGGGAUGAAUAUGCUAGCCUUAUGGUCAUUUGGUACUGGUCUGUCAGUUAUGGUUGGUGCCCCAGGUUUUUUCAGUUUGUAUAUGAAUGCUUCUAUGUUGAGCUCUUUGUUUUCUCUCUGGUAUCCCAAAAUAAUGCGCAUCGGUAUGUGGGGUGCUAGUUUGGGUGCCAGUGGUGCAUUAUUUGGUGUAUUUGGUUGUUUUGCUUAUUUGGUACCAACUGCUCAAAUUUUAUUGUUUGUCUUUCCAAUUCCGGGUGGUGCUUGGUUGGCUUUCAUGGGUUCUGUCGCAUGGAAUGCUGCUGGUUGUAUUUUAAGAUGGGGUACUUUUGAUUAUGCUGCUCAUUUAGGCGGUUCCAUAAUGGGUAUUUUGUAUGGUUGGUAUUUUAGUGAAUUAAUUAAAAAAGAACGUGAAAAAAGAAUGAGUUUAUUAAGAAAUUUCUUUUAG
Molecule: messenger RNA, 1104 nt
Organism: Saccharomycodes ludwigii
Lineage: Eukaryota; Fungi; Ascomycota; Saccharomycetes; Saccharomycodales; Saccharomycodaceae
Gene: PCP1
Product: rhomboid protease PCP1
Exons: 1
Coding region: 1-1104 (367 amino acids)
Cellular component (GO): membrane
Molecular function (GO): serine-type endopeptidase activity
Source: RefSeq, a predicted model, not a curated record